Molecule: messenger RNA, 2389 nt
Organism: Alnus glutinosa
Lineage: Eukaryota; Viridiplantae; Streptophyta; Magnoliopsida; Fagales; Betulaceae
Product: probable metal-nicotianamine transporter YSL6
Exons: 7
Coding region: 232-2289 (685 amino acids)
Cellular component (GO): vacuolar membrane
Molecular function (GO): oligopeptide transmembrane transporter activity
Source: RefSeq, a predicted model, not a curated record
CCGAACUCAGAAAGGAAAACAAUCAGCACAGUUGCCGGCCUUCACUUCAUCGGACCCAAAUCCCUUCGUCAUUGGCGAGCCGGGCACGCUUCCCAAUAAACUGUCAUCUCUUUUGGGUACCAUUCACUGUUCCCAAUCAACUUCUCACCCUCCACGCAAUCCACCCCAAUCCCAUUAAUCACACCCCUAUCCGGCUAUCCUAUCACACCCCCUAUAUUCUCUCAGAUCCUCAUGAUUCCUGACAAGGAGCCGAAGGCAAAAAUGAUGCGCAAGGAGGGCGAGUGCGUGGAAGUAUCUGAGCCGUUGCUGGAGGAGGCCCAGAGGAUCGGGGCCGUGGAACCCGAACGCGUCCCUGAAUGGAGGGAGCAGAUCACGAUCAGAGGGCUGGCCGUGAGCGCUGUGUUGGGGACCCUCUUCUGCAUCAUCACGCACAAGCUCAAUCUGACGGUCGGGAUCAUCCCGUCCCUCAACGUCUCCGCUGGGUUGCUCGGGUUCUUCUUCGUCAAGACGUGGACUAGCUUCUUGUCCAAGCUUGGGUUCUCAAUUAAGCCCUUCACCAAGCAAGAGAACACCGUUAUUCAGACCUGCGUCGUCGCUUGCUAUGGCCUUGCAUUUAGCGGGGGCUUUGGUUCGUAUAUGAUUGCAAUGGAUGAGAGAACUUAUGAACUCAUUGGUGUUGAUUAUCCGGGUAACCGGGCAGAAGAUGUUAAGAACCCAGGCCUGCUGUGGAUGAUUGGUUUUUUAUUUGUAGUCAGCUUCCUUGGCCUUUUUAGUCUUGUUCCACUUCGUAAGGUUAUGGUCAUGGAUUAUAAGCUUACAUAUCCUAGUGGCACAGCAACUGCAAUGUUGAUAAAUAGCUUUCAUACCAACACUGGAGCUGAGCUUGCAGGGAAGCAAGUCCGUUGUCUUGGAAAAUAUCUGAGCAUAAGUUUAUUCUGGAGCUUCUUUAAGUGGUUCUUCAGUGGAAUUGGCGAUUCUUGUGGAUUUGACAAUUUUCCCACCCUUGGCUUGGCACUAUAUAGGAACACGUUUUAUUUUGACUUUAGUCCAACUUAUGUUGGAUGUGGUCUUAUUUGCCCACAUAUAGUCAAUUGCUCAGUUCUUCUUGGCGCUAUUAUAUCAUGGGGUUUCCUCUGGCCCUUUAUUUCCCAACAUGCCGGAGAUUGGUACCCAGCUGACCUUGGCAGCAAUGAUUUUAAAGGACUCUAUGGAUACAAGGUCUUCAUAGCUAUUUCACUUAUUCUUGGGGAUGGUCUUUACAAUUUGAUCAAGAUAAUUGCUAUAACUGUUAAGGAGCUGUUUAACAAAAGCACCAAACAGAGCAACCUUCCUGUCACUGCAGAGGUUCUAGCAGAUGAGGAAAGUUCUAUACUGUUAAUGGAGCAGAGAAAGAGGGAUGAGAUAUUUCUUAAAGACAGGAUACCCACCUGGUUUGCAGCCGCUGGAUAUGUGGGUCUGGCUGCAAUAUCAACAGCGACAAUACCCAUCAUCUUUCCACCCCUCAAGUGGUAUCUGGUUCUAAGCUCCUACAUCAUUGCCCCUGCCCUUGCCUUCUGCAACUCUUAUGGCACUGGACUCACAGAUUGGAGCUUGGCUACGACUUACGGAAAGAUUGGUCUUUUCAUCAUUGCUUCAUUGGUUGGAACCAGUGGCGGGGUUCUAGCCGGCCUAGCAGCUUGUGGGGUUAUGAUGGCCAUUGUCUCCACUGCAGCUGAUCUCAUGCAAGAUUUCAAGACUGGUUACCUCACUCUAUCUUCGGCUAAGUCGAUGUUUGUGAGCCAGUUGGUUGGAACAGCCAUGGGUUGUAUCAUUGCCCCUCUUACAUUCUGGUUGUUUUGGACUGCUUUUGAUAUUGGUUCACCUGAUGGUCCUUACAAAGCACCGUAUGCUGUAAUAUUCAGGGAAAUGGCCAUUCUAGGUAUUCAAGGCUUCUCUGAGCUGCCGAAGCAUUGCCUGGCCAUUUGUUGUGGGUUUUUUGUGGCAGCUUUGAUCGUAAACCUCCUGAGGGAUGUGACUCCCACAAAGAUCUCCCAAUAUAUUCCAAUUCCAAUGGCUAUGGCAGUCCCCUUUUAUAUUGGAGCUUACUUUGCUAUAGACAUGUUUGUUGGUACAGCGAUAUUGUUCGUAUGGGAGCGAGUUAAUCGAAAGGAUGCUGAGGAUUAUGCAGGGGCUGUUGCUUCGGGUUUAAUAUGUGGCGACGGCAUAUGGACGAUUCCAUCAGCAAUCCUCUCUAUUUUAAGGGUCAAUCCACCCAUCUGCAUGUAUUUUGGGCCUUCUUUGAGCAGCUGAGCAGAAUGGCCCUAUCGUCUCUCUGUAAUUAUACGUUCUUUGAACUGGAAUAUUUGUUGGAUUCUGUAAAUAUCAUUAAUGGAUGAUCAUUUGGACCGUC